AAUCUUCUCCCAACACACUCGACGUUUUGCACUUUGCAAAAGUCAAGUCAGAUUUUGAUCGAAAGUCAGCCUAUACAAUGCCGUGGGGUAUACAGCGCCUCAAUGUGAAGAAGUCCCGCCCAAAUGACAACAUCAAUUUCAUCAAGCCACUCAGUGGGCCGGACGAGGCUAUCGCGCAAGACUUCCUCAAGCGCAUCGCAGCCCAGUGCCUGCCCGUAAUGCGCGAGCACCAUCUGUACGUCAUGUCUCUCGAAGAAUUCCCGCCGAAUCGAGAGUUUGUUGGGCGUAACUUCAAUGCCGGCGAGGUCAUCCAGCUGGUUCUCAAAUCACCGUCAUCAGGUCGGUGGCUCCCCUUUGAAUACGUGCAAAUGGUCAUGAUGCACGAGCUCGCACAUAUCAAGCAAAUGAACCACUCGAAAGCUUUUUGGGCGGUACGCAACGGCUACGCCACACAGAUGCGCGGGCUCUGGGCCAAGGGCUAUACAGGCGAUGGGAUUUGGGGUCGAGGAAAGGGCCUGGAGACGGGUAUGUGGGAGAAAGACACAGUCCGUGAGGGGGAGAUUUUACCGGAGCAUCUGUGUGGUGGGACAUACAGGUCGAGAGGACGGAAGCGAGGCAGGAAGCCCCAGCUGAGCUACCAGGAACGAAAGCAACGGCGCAUCGAGAAGAAAUUUGGUGUGGCUGGCCAGUCUCUCGGGGCUGACGAGGCGACGAAGACCCAGCUGGAGAAGGGAAAGAAGAUCAAGGGCAAACCACGUGUGGCAGGCAGUGCUCGCGGACGUGAUCUCCGCGCUGCCGCUGCUCUCGCUCGGUUCGAGCAGCAGAAAGAGGUGAAGGAAGAGGAAUUUGUCAAGGAGGACGACGACGACGGCGAAACGGCCUCGGACAGCGAUGAUGUCUACGAAGACGUCGACCCUGACACGAAGGAUGCCGUGGACAUUGAUGGUCAGACACUCAAGGACAAGAAGGGCAGGGGAAUGAUCAAAAUUUGCGAAGACGAGGAGGCCGAUGAUCCCGAAGUCAAGGGCGAGCUGCAGGAGCUGCAGGACGUGUUCCGAGGGGUCAAAGAGGAGCCCAUUGAUCUGGAGGAAGGUGUACCCACCAACAUCCCCAUGAGCACCACGACGAGUAAACAGAGUCCUGCUGCACGCGAGCGGAUCGCGAGUCUUGCACCGAAAUCAACGCGAGUCAAACGGGAGCCUGGGAGCCGCACAGAGUCCCCGUUGAACAGUAUACCGUCCGCACCACUGUCUGCAGCACAGGGGCCGGGCCAGCGAAUCACAUCACCACCAGGAGCAUCCUUUUCGAGAACAAGAGCUUCAGCGCAGCCAGGAUCACACGGUGACAUUGGAAAGGAAGAGACACCCACGAUGGCGUGUUCGACGUGUUCUUAUGCCAAUGUGACCGACGCCAUCACCUGUGCGAUGUGCGCCAACGUCUUGGACCCUGCUGUGACGCCCGGAAACUGGCGUUGUGAUCGCGCAACAUGCAAAGACACUGGCUACCGGAACACAGCUGACAGUGGAAUAUGUGGCCUUUGCGGCGCAAGAAAGGUGGUGCAGACCUGACUUGCGAACAUUGAUCUGGUCGCGGCAGGAUCUUGGCGUCCUCAUCAUCUUUACUAUAAUAGGCGGGCAACGUGCUCCUGGCGAUAGAGCCGCAGCAGGGCGUGCAACGAGCAGACACCAAGGAGAGUCCAGACCGCGACGGUUCUGGGGA
Emericellopsis atlantica is the source of this 1719-nucleotide messenger RNA. Its product is annotated as WLM domain-containing protein. The transcript is spliced from 2 exons. NCBI's taxonomy places the organism in Eukaryota, Fungi, Ascomycota, Sordariomycetes, Hypocreales, Bionectriaceae. The record is from RefSeq and is a predicted model, not a curated record. Bases 78 to 1568 code for a protein of 496 amino acids.